AUGUACUGUGUGCAGAUUCUCAUUUUCUUGGUGCUAACGUUCUACAUGUUUCCGCUGCUCUUGUUUGAGAGUGAUUGUCAAGCCGUUGCCGAAAGCUUGGUUGUGGGCGUACUAGCAUACAUAACAGCGUACUACCCCGUGCUGGAAAGACACACCUAUCUUACCUGCUUUGUUGGUCUCUAUGCGGUCGUUGCCAGCAUGAAAAUGAUCCUUUCGAAUGCCUCCAUCACCAACGGAAUGAGGCACAUGCUGCUUCAGAACUGUGCUUAUGCAAUCCUCCGCCGCUCGCUCGUCUACGUGCUUGAGUCGCGGCUUGUGAUCCCUUAUCUCCAGCACGGUCAAGCAGCCUUGCAAGGCUCAGGAAAACUCAUCGGGUGUGAGCAAAUGAAGAACUUUUCAAUAAACUCCUCUUUCUUUGUCGCUGCCGGAUCGAGCUUGAGAUGGAUAGCAGGAUGGCGCACAAAAUUGUAG
Molecule: messenger RNA, 471 nt
Organism: Symbiodinium necroappetens
Lineage: Eukaryota; Dinophyceae; Suessiales; Symbiodiniaceae
Source: the annotation of a GenBank genome assembly